This is a messenger RNA of Boleophthalmus pectinirostris (great blue-spotted mudskipper), 2045 nucleotides long. It is a transcript of the gene dedd, whose product is annotated as death effector domain containing. The transcript has 5 exons. Gene Ontology annotation, biological process: apoptotic process; regulation of apoptotic process; extrinsic apoptotic signaling pathway via death domain receptors. Gene Ontology annotation, molecular function: DNA binding; protein binding. Gene Ontology annotation, cellular component: nucleolus. Bases 374 to 1381 code for a protein of 335 amino acids. Lineage: Eukaryota; Metazoa; Chordata; Actinopteri; Gobiiformes; Gobiidae. The record is from RefSeq and is a predicted model, not a curated record.
UAAAACGGAAAUGCAUUUAUUUUACUGCGAGUGUGUGCGCUGCUGACCAGAGGAUUUUAGCCUUUACCGCGACUGCACAGGCCCGACGCUUUACAGGAGAAGUACGGAGGGUUUGUUCUGUGUAGUUUAAACGCGUCUGUGAAGGAAUCGAGUGAAGUCCGGCGGACAUGUCUGCGAUGUCUCUUUGUGAGUGGGACUGAGGAGCUGCGGAGUGCGCCUGGACGAGCUAACCCCGUUAGUCUGUGUGUGUGCGCGCUGUGCAGCCGUGAUCUACGACACGAGACAGAAAGCUCUGCAGAGCGCGUCUCGGCGCCCACACCGGUGCUAGGACGUAUCUUCAGACUCUUCACCACUGGCGCUGGAAGCUGCCAUCAUGCCCUUAUCCCCGGAGAGCGGCACCCCCUGUGCCCCACCCUGUGCCAAGCGGGCGCGCUGCUCCGAGCCGUGGCCUGAGGAGGCAGUGGAUAACUCAUUUGGACUCUACUCUCUGCAUCACAUGUUUGACAUUGUUGGCUCCCAGCUCACGCACCGCGACGUGCGCGUGCUCUCCUUCCUGUUUGUGGACGUGAUCGACGAGUACGAGCGCGGCGGCAUCAGGUGUGGGCGGGACUUCCUGUUGGCUCUGGAGCGUCAGGGCCGCUGUGACGAGUCCAACUUCAGACACGUUCUACAGCUGCUGCGCAUCAUCACCCGCCACGACCUGCUGCCCUACGUCAGCCUGCGCAAACGCCACACCGUUUGUCCUGACCCAGUGGACAAAUACCUGGAGGAGUCGUCCAAAGGCAGUGUGCAGAGCCGGAGCCCCUCAGGCCAGAGGAAAGCAGCCCCACAGCCGCUGAUCUGCUGCCCUCCUGCAGGGCCACAGGUCGGAGCCUCUCAGGUGGGGCCCUCUCAGGUGGGGCCCUCAGUGAGUAAACCGGCCCGGACGUCCCCCACACACAAACGCAAGAGGAGUCAGAGUGUGGCCGACUGCAAAGAGAAGCAGACGUGUGACAUCCGGCUGCGUGUGCGGGCCGAGUACUGCCAGCACGAGUCUGCUCUUCAGGGGAACGUCUUCUCCAACAAACAGGAGGCUGUGGAGCGUCAGUUUGAGAGAUUCAACCAGGCCAACACCAUCCUCAAAUCCAGAGACCUGGGCUCCAUCAUCUGUGACAUCAAGUUCUCCGAGCUCACCUACCUGGACGCCUUCUGGAGAGACUACAUCAACGGCUCUUUACUGGAGGCCCUCAAAGGAGUCUUCAUCACCGAUUCUCUGAAACAGGCCGUGGGCCACGAGGCCAUCAAGCUGCUCGUCAAUGUGGAUGAGGAGGACUACCAGGCCGGCCGCCGCAAACUGUUGGGCAACCUGGUGACCGGAGAGCUGUGCUCCUCUCGGUGGUAGACUUCAGCCUCCACUUAAUGUCCACUGCGCGUGUCCACUGUCCUCCAGUCCUACAGGAGGCAGCCCAGAGCAGGACAUACACUCAGAGUGUAGACUCACACAGGAAAGGGAACAUUAAUGAAACACACUGCACAUGGACUUUACUUUUCACUGUUUUAUCCUCCACACGAUAUUUUAGAUAUUUAUUUUAAAGACUUUCUCUUUUGGUUAGAACACAAACUCAUACACGUUACUCCCUCACGUUUGUGCCUGAUUACUUCCCCGUUGUAGAGGAAACCCGUCCAGUUAAAGUGCUGUGUUCUCAUGAAACGUCUGACUACAAUGGUAGUCCUUAUCCUGUGUUCCUCUGCUUGUUCUUCUGGAGCUCCUGGGAGGUGGAGGGAGGUGCAUGGGGGUGGGGCAGGGCUGUGGGUUGGUCAGGUGGAGGUGGACAUACACAGUGGACACAUACAGUGGACAUGUGCAGUGGACGUGGCUCUGAGACCUCUGUGGACUGUAGCUUCUGGACUGUGACAUUCUUGUCGAUGUUGAUGUGUUCUGUAGGGGGCGCUGUCUGAUCCUGAGUGGAGAUGUGGUCAGUUUAUGAUGAACAUUUUACUGGUACUCUUUGCUUUGUGAGCAGAUCCAUUACUCUAGAACUGCAUAUUAAACUUUUUUAAUUCAA